Racocetra fulgida is the source of this 445-nucleotide messenger RNA. The record is from the annotation of a GenBank genome assembly. Lineage: Eukaryota; Fungi; Glomeromycota; Glomeromycetes; Diversisporales; Gigasporaceae.
CAUAUUCACAGCGCAGGUGUGAUCCAUCUGGAUAUCAAACCAGAGAAUAUUUUAGUCGCAUCCCAUGAGCCACUUUAUUUUAAACUUUCUGACUUUGGACUUUCUGCUUACGUGGCAGAUAAACCGACAGAAUGUUAUGGAACCUUGAAUUACAGUAAGUAUUAUAUUCUCUUUUAUUUAAUUGAAAAUCAUGGCAAAAAAAUUAACAAGCAUGGCAUAGUGAGUCCAGAAGUCAUUGAGAAUGCUGUAGAAUAUGAUUUUAAGGCAGAUUGGUGGUCGUUAGGUGUAACGAUUACUGAGUGUAUGUUGGGUUUUAAUCCAUUUAAUGACAACCACAAAGCGAGACAUGAGGAUGACAUGAUGUGGCAGCAGCAAGUGAACAAAAGGGUUUGUGAGGAAAUCGAGGCUGAAAAAGCCGAAUGGUUAAAAGAACUUACUUUUGAAG